This is a messenger RNA of Penicillium coprophilum, 1767 nucleotides long. Its product is annotated as Ytp1 family protein. The record is from RefSeq and is a predicted model, not a curated record. Bases 1 to 1767 code for a protein of 588 amino acids. Lineage: Eukaryota; Fungi; Ascomycota; Eurotiomycetes; Eurotiales; Aspergillaceae. The transcript is spliced from 4 exons.
AUGCGGCUUAUAACUACUCGAGCCGUAUUGGCGGCAACUGUCACUCUGUUUUUCGCAUCCCUGGUGACCGCGCUUCCACACGAUGAAUCAAUGGAUAUGGAUAUGGGAAUGGAUAUGCACGCAGUGACCGAGGCGCCACAACCUACAACCACUGCGAUGCCGGCUACUAGUGAAGGGCCCAUGAGCUAUUUUGCAUACGGCAAGCACUCCGGCGCCAUUAUAGCACACAUUGCUCUCAUGGUCCUGGGCUGGUGCUUCGUUCUUCCUGUUGCUGUCAUGCUGAGUGUUGCGCGCUCGUGGCUCGCCAUUCCAUCACAAUUGCUUUUCCUGACCUUCAACGUUUUCGGUGUUCUACUCGGAAUUGUCUAUAACAGCCAGACGCCAGACCUCUACGAGAACAACGCACACUACAAGAUCGGUUGGAUCGCGACCUUGGUUGUCAGCGCCCAGUUUGUCAUGUCUUUGCUCUUUGCCUACGCUGGCCGCGGCAAGUCCGACACGCCCUCUUAUGAACAUGCUUCGUUCUUCCCUGUCGCGACGGACGACCAUGAUACUGAGCAUGCUUGUCUCAAUGGCGCGAUCCGCGAGCAUCGUUGGUCUCGUGACAGUGGCCAGGGUACGGACAGCAACUCUUCUAUCCAUAGUCCUGGAUCGUCGUCGUGUGAGUCGCCUACCGAUUACGAUGGAUUCGAAAAGCCCGACGAAGUGCUAGCGAAGAUUACCUCUGAACGCAGCUGGAUUCAGAAAACGCGUGUUGGUCGAUUCUUGCUACAGACAAUCCCUGGUCUGAUUCCCAGCUGGCUUCUCCGCGUUUUGAAUAUCGUGUACAACAUCGUUGACCGUGUCAUUCUUCCAUUCGGAUUUGUGGCUAUCGCGACUGGGGCUGUGACGUAUGGUGGAAUCAUGAGGGGUCGUGAGAUUUUCAACGGCCUUGCGCACUUCAUCAAGGGGGGUAUCUUCUUCUGGUACGGUGUCCUGACCCUGGGACGCUAUAUCGGUUGCUGGGCCGAUCUGGGUUGGGCCUGGAAUAAGAAGCCCUCUGCGUCUAUUGUUGGUUGGAAAUCCAAGGUUCCCUCGGGUGAAGCCACGGAGUCCUUUGUCAUUUUCCUGUAUGGCGCGACAAAUGUCUUCCUCGAGCACCUCAAUGGUGCGGGCAAGGCAUGGUCUGCCACAGAUCUUGAGCACGUUUCGAUUUCCGUGCUUUUCUUCGGUGGCGGUCUGGCCGGUAUGCUUUUCGAAUCCGCUUGCAUCCGUGACUGGGUCAACAACACCAUCCUUCAACCCCCGGCUCAUGGUACCUCGGAUGAAGCCUGGAGGCCCCCGACAUCGCAGGGGGUUUCCUUGAACCCUAUGCCAGCCCUCGUCAUUAUGUUGCUAGGCAUGAUGAUGGGGUCGCACCAUCAAGAUAGUAUGACAUCAACUAUGGUACACAAGCAGUGGGGUAACAUGCUGGUUGGGUUUGCGUUGGCGCGCGGUAUGACAUACCUUUUAUUGUAUCUCAAGCCACCGACCUCGUACCUCCCGGCUCGUCCCCCGACAGAAAUCAUUGCUGCAUUCUGCCUUAUUUCAGGAGGUCUGAUUUUCAUGUUGAGCACCCGUAAUGUGAUUCAAGCGAUGGAGUAUUACGAAGUGGACGCAAUGUUCACUUUCACCGUCGGCUUGGGCUUCAGUGCUUUCAUCAUGGCGUAUGAGGUCUUGACAAUUGCUCUCAAGGCCUGGGCUAUGAAGCGUGCUCAGCGCGCACGACCGAACUUCCGCUUCCAAUGA